CUUUGCUGGCCGGUAGAGGUCGUCAAGAAUAUCCUUCCAAGCAAGGGGAGCAGCCGCACCAGGGGCUGAGGAGCGACUACAGCGCCGAGGUUAACCACAUCUCGUCCUCGACCUCCCUAGAUGAGGAUUAUGAAGAUGAUGACCUAGUAAAUUCUAAUGAGGUUAUGAAGAAACCAUGUCCAGUACAGAUUGUUCUUGCUCAUGGAGAUGAUCAUAACUUCAAGCUUGAUGAAGAAGCUUUGGAGCAGAUUUUGCUACAGGAGCAGAUACGAGCUCUUAACAUAGUUGUGGUGUCAGUGGCAGGAGCUUUUCAUAAAGGAAAAUCAUUUCUACUGGACUUCAUGCUUAGAUAUAUGUAUAACAAGGAUUCUCAAAGUUGGAUUGGUGGAAACAAUGAACCAUUGACUGGCUUUACAUGGAGAGGUGGCUGUGAAAGAGAAACAACAGGCAUACAAGUUUGGAAUGAAGUAUUUGUGACUGACAGACCUAAUGGGACAAAAGUGGCUGUGCUGCUAAUGGAUACCCAGGGUGCCUUUGAUAGCCAGUCAACUAUCAAGGACUGUGCAACAGCUUUUGCUCUGAGCACUAUGACUAGUUCUGUUCAGGUAUAUAAUUUGUCUCAAAAUAUUCAAGAAGAUGAUCUUCAACACUUACAAUUAUUUACAGAAUAUGGAAGACUUGCCAUGGAAGAAAUCUAUCAGAAACCAUUUCAGACGUUAAUGUUUUUGAUUAGAGAUUGGAGUUACCCUUAUGAACAUUCAUAUGGUUUGGAAGGUGGAAAACAGUUUCUUGAAAAGAGAUUACAGGUAAAACAAAAUCAACAUGAAGAGCUACAGAAUGUAAGGAAGCAUAUUUAUAAUUGUUUCUCAAAUCUGGGUUGCUUCCUUUUGCCAUAUCCUGGUCUUAAAGUUGUAACUAAUCCUAGCUGUGAUGGGAGAUUGAAAGAUAUUGAUGAAGAAUUUAAACGGGAACUUCGAAAUUUAGUUCCAUUGCUGCUUGCCCCUGAAAAUUUGGUAGAAAAAGAGAUAAGUGGAUCUAAAGUCACUUGUAGAGAUCUUGUAGAAUAUUUUAAGGCUUACAUUAAAAUUGAUCAAGAAGAACUUCCACAUCCAAAGUCUAUGCUUCAGGCAACAGCUGCAGCUAAUAAUCUUGCUGCAGUAGCAGGAGCAUGAGAUGUCUAUUGCAAAAGUAUGGAACAGGUAUGUGGUGGGGACAAGCCUUACACUGCACCUUCAGACCUGGAGCAAAAACACCUGGAUCUCAAGGAAGUGCCAAUUAGACAGUUUUGUUCUGUGAAAAAAAUGGGUGGCGAUGAGUUCUGCCGUCGGUAUCAGGACCAGCUUGAGGCUGAAAUUGAAGAAACCUAUGCAAAUUUUAUAAAGCACAAUGAUGGCAAAAAUAUCUUUUAUGCUGCUCGUACUCCUGCCACACUGUUUGCGGUGAUGUUUGCAAUGUAUAUAAUCUCAGGACUGACUGGCUUCAUUGGCCUAAACUCUAUAGGUAUUUGUAACCUUGUCAUGGGGUUAGCACUGACAUCCCUUUGUACUUGGCAUAUGUUAAAAACUCUGGGGAGUUCAGAGAAAUUGGAACUAUGAUUGAUCAGAUUGCUGAAACACUAUGGGAACAGGUAUUGAAGCCACUGGGUGAUAAUUUGAUGGAGGAAAACAUAAGGUAGUCUGUAACAAACUCUAUCAAAGCAGGCCUGACUGACCAGGUGUCUCAUCAUGCCAGAUUAAAGACAGAUUGACAGUUCAUCUCCUCAUGGACUCCACUUUCUUUUUCAUGCUUGCUGUAAAAUGAGAACUCAAAUAAAAAUAAACCAAAGUUUAC
This is a messenger RNA of Octodon degus (degu), 1830 nucleotides long. RefSeq names its product atlastin-2-like. Gene Ontology annotation, biological process: protein homooligomerization; endoplasmic reticulum organization. Gene Ontology annotation, molecular function: GTPase activity; GTP binding. The record is from RefSeq and is a predicted model, not a curated record. NCBI's taxonomy places the organism in Eukaryota, Metazoa, Chordata, Mammalia, Rodentia, Octodontidae.